AUGGCAGAAUCAGGUUUCGACAGAGACAAAAUUAACUUUUUGAAAAAAAGAAGGAUUGAUUACUAUGAUCACAGCAAUAAGGAAGAUAGUACAUCAGUGGCACGCAGUAACAUGGCAUGUUCCAAUGAUUUCUUAAAUUCCAGUAGUAACAACGUUCCAAUGAACUCAAAACUGACAAAGAAAUAUGGUGUCGGUGCGAAGUUGCUUUCGAAGAUGGGAUAUAUUGAAGGGAAAGGGCUUGGUAAGGAUUGUUCCGGUAUAGCUACACCAAUCGAAACUCAAAGUCGGCCUGUGCACAAUGCUGGUUUAGGAAUGUUUUUAAGCACCACCACCAGUAACUAUCACAGUGAAGAUGAGGAUCAGUUGAGCUCUGGAGAUGAGUUAGGAGACAGUGUAAAGCUAGUCAAAUUCAAUAAAACCUCUACGGAAAUAUUAGGUGAGCCCCCCUUUAAUGAUAGUGGCGAUAUAGCUAUAGUACGAACACUGAGGGAGUUGAGAUUGGCAGGGGUACAAAUACCUGAUCAGGUCAUAAAAAAAAUUAAUCCAUUGAAUGAAGUAUCGAAAUCGAAAAAGGACGCGUUCGUGGAGACAUUACAGGAAUUGCUAAACAUUGAAAGAAGCCUGGAAGGUAUCCGUCAACGUAUCUCUCCUUUAGAGUUACAAAUAAAAGAAUACGAUGAAAAAAAAAUUCUUCUUUCUGAUUUGGAAUCUACUUUGAAGGAUGAAAAUAGGCAUAUCACUCUUUUUGAUAAGAUCAGUGCCAUUUUGAAAUUAUCCGAUGAUGACCUCAUAGACAGACUAACUUCCAAGUUAUUAAGCAAAGAGCUGUUUUUAGAACUCGAUUGGAGUCAUUUAGAAGAACGAAAUGAUGUAAUUGAUGAACUAACACAGAUUAUAGAAUUACUUGCAUAUAGGAUGGAUACGGCAUCAAAUUUUUUGAACAGAACGCAAACAGCAAUUUUUAAGAUAGUUUACCCCAAACUUGAAAAAUUCUGGAAAGAAUUUGACUUGACUAAAUCCAAAAUUGAUAGUGCCAUUACCUUGCUGUUAGAUUUCGAGCAAGUACUGAAUUUUAUCGAGUGUAAAGAACAUAUUAUGGAGGAAUUUAUUUAUCCAAAGUUGUUGUUGGCUCUUGAUAAUUGGAAACUUCACGAUGAAGAAGGAAUUGUUUCACCAAGAGUCUGGGUUUUAGAUUUUAUGAUCCUAAUUGAUGAUAAAGUUAAAGAUGUGAUUGUGGAAAAGAUCGAAACGAAAUUUCUUGCCUAUUGCAAAAAUUGGUACCAUAGGGAAUCAUUCUGUAUCACUAAUGUUGAUAUUAUAUUCAUAAAGGAAGUUCUCUGCGAAACAAGAUACUAUAAGAUUUUAUGGAAAGAGUUUCUUCCUAAAUUUCUAGAUGAGCUAUGGGAAAGACACAAUGACCCUAUAUUUGAAUUGGAAGACUGGAAAAAACAACAAGAAGAAAGAGGGAAUGAUUCUGGAUUUUUUUACUUCAUGAAAAAACUGAGAAGUUAUACUUAUUAUUUUCAUCCAGAACAAUAUGAAUUGCUGAUACGAGGAACCUUCAAUAACAUAAAUAAAAUUCUUUACCAAUGGCAUCUUUAUAGUACAGAGAAAGACUUGCAUAAGUCAAAAUGGUGGCUGAAUUGGCUGAUGAAUGUGAUAUUUGAAGACUCUUUACCAACAGGCUUGGAAUUAUUGGAGGUUCGAAAAAGUUAUCAUAUAUUUGCCAUGUCUGACAGGUUUCACGUUGAUAAAUCUACACUGGACGAAGAUUUCAAUUUACGGCUAAGUUUACGAAACUUAAUGGAAACACAAGCGAUCAACAAUAUCAUUAAAAUUGAAGAAGAAGAACCAACUUAUACUAUACAUAACAUUCCACUUGCAAAAGUUGUUACUUCAUUCAAAGAUGUGGUGGAAGAUUACUGUCUCGAAAAAGGGUAUCUGAUAAACAAAAUACCGAAUAUGUAUACUCAACUGCCAUAUGGAAGAGAUCAAGAUUGUGUAGUUCCUUUAUUUCAGAUUCAAAACGGGAAAAGAACAGUCAAAGUUGCUUUGAAACACGAUAUUCUUUGGCUGGAGGAUACCAAUGGGACAUUCAGACCAAUCUAUUUAUGGGUGCUUGACCUCUAG
Molecule: messenger RNA, 2130 nt
Organism: Saccharomyces mikatae IFO 1815
Lineage: Eukaryota; Fungi; Ascomycota; Saccharomycetes; Saccharomycetales; Saccharomycetaceae
Gene: SPP382
Product: mRNA splicing protein SPP382
Exons: 1
Coding region: 1-2130 (709 amino acids)
Biological process (GO): spliceosomal complex disassembly
Cellular component (GO): U2-type post-mRNA release spliceosomal complex
Molecular function (GO): nucleic acid binding
Source: RefSeq, a predicted model, not a curated record